AGUACCAGUCUAGAGAAAAGGUCGGAGCGCUCCCUUUCGGCGAAACCGUUUACGUCAUUUCCAAGGACGCUUUGAAAUUUUGUACGAGUAAUCAACGCCUCUCCGAAACAUUGGUUAAUCAUGUUACGAAACGUGAUAACAAAACUUUCACAGCCGGCAAGGUCCCUCAUCCAACAGAAUAUUUCACGUGGAGCGGCAGCUUCUUUGGCACGUGGUUACAGCAGUAAAGCACACGAAACGGAUGAGGAGUUUGAUAGAAGAUACGAGGCAUACUUCAACAGGCCUGACAUUGAUGGAUGGGAAAUUAGGAAAGGCAUCAAUGAUCUAUGCGGACAUGAUCUGGUCCCAGAGCCCCAGAUCAUCUCUGCUGCUCUGCGCGCUUGCAGACGGGUAAACGAUUACGCUUUGGCCGUCCGCGUCGUGGAAGCAAUGAAGAACAAGUGUGGUAACAAAGAGAAGGAGAUCUACCCAUGGCUCCUGCAGGAGAUUCGUCCGACACUCGAUGAGCUGGGAAUCAAUACUCCAGAAGAACUCGGCUAUGACAAGCCAGAGCUCUGGCUCGAGGACGUCCACGAUAUACACUAAAAUUGUAUUAUAACAAAACUACAAAAGAACUGGAGGUAAUUUCAUGCCAUUCAAAGGUGUACAAGUUAAAUAAUUGUUUAAGUUAGGAUUGUCUUCAGGAGUCUUCAGUAAAACUAGGUUAAUAUAUUAUUGGAACUUAAGAAACCAGUAAUUUAUAUGCGCGAGUAGGUAAUUUUGAAUUAGAACCAAUACAUUCUUCUUAAUCUGGGGCUCCUGCUCUAUCUGCCAUCGCAUUGUUAGCUGUUUGAAAGUGCACGUGGCAAUUCAAAAGGUAUGUUGGAAUGUUUGCGAUAAUAAAUGUUAUAAAGGUAUCAGUGAA
Priapulus caudatus is the source of this 904-nucleotide messenger RNA. RefSeq names its product cytochrome c oxidase subunit 5A, mitochondrial-like. NCBI's taxonomy places the organism in Eukaryota, Metazoa, Priapulida, Priapulimorpha, Priapulimorphida, Priapulidae. Gene Ontology annotation, biological process: mitochondrial electron transport, cytochrome c to oxygen. Gene Ontology annotation, cellular component: mitochondrial inner membrane. The coding region runs from base 121 to 585 and encodes 154 amino acids. The record is from RefSeq and is a predicted model, not a curated record. The transcript has 5 exons.